AUGAGAGCCUAUAAAGAAUGGUUGUGUGCAACUCAUUUAUCCUUUCAUAAAUUGGGGAAGCGGACACCUCCUUGUGACAGUUUUUGUACGCGAAUAGAACAAAUGUGCCCUUUCUUUCGUCCACGAAACAUUGAUACUCACGUAGGAGAUCCAGGUUUUUUAUGCAAAGAAGAUAAAGAUAUACCUACUGAUCCUGGAUCUGUUUAUGGCAGUGAGCCUUAUUGUUAUAAGUUAUGUCAUUUAAUUAAAGUCAAUGAAGAAUUUGGCACGGACUAUGACACCACAUGUCACACAAUUAAAAAAACACCUAAUAAAACUAGACCUUAUUACCGGUAUAGCACUUCCAGUUCACGUUCCAAGCAUUCUAUUACUCUCGGGGAACUUGUACACUUCUUAGCUUUAGUGUGGACUUUACGGACCAUUUUACAAAUCUCCGAUAUAGGUUUAACAUAG
Molecule: messenger RNA, 453 nt
Organism: Lottia gigantea (owl limpet)
Lineage: Eukaryota; Metazoa; Mollusca; Gastropoda; Lottiidae
Exons: 4
Coding region: 1-453 (150 amino acids)
Source: RefSeq, a predicted model, not a curated record